GUUGUAAGCAACAGCCUCUUGUAUUCAAGCUGAACUAAGCUCACAUGAUCUGUGUAGAUAGUUCCGACGCUAUUUUCCCCCUUUUCUGCUUCCUUCUCUCAUUUUUUUUUUGCAUAAAUUACCUAUUCCUUUCGUGUAUAUGCAAAAACUACUAUUUAGUUCUGAAUUUCUUGCAUCUGGACACAGUAAUGAAUUCAGAGAAUUUAUAACAAGAAUCAUUCAAUCCAAGAGCAAAGCAGAAGAGAAAAGUCAUGUUCAAGAAGAAUUAACACAACUAGCACCUAAACUAAGCUCGCCUGAUACAGCUUCUUUUAAAAUGAGAGAAUACUUGAUUCGAUUGAUACACUGCUUUAUGCUCGGGUAUUCGGUUGACUUUGGAAUUAUCUAUGCCAUCAUGGCAACUCAAAGUGGAGAAAGUGCACUUGAUAAGCGUGUUGGAUAUCUGGCGUGUACCUUGUUCCUUGAAAAGGACCACGAGCUCUGCAUCAUGAUGAUUAAUACCUUACAAAAAGACUUGAAAAGCCAAAACGAGUUAGAUCAAUGCGCGGCACUAAAUGCGAUUUGUUAUCUGCGACAUCCUGAGAUAGCUGACAACGUGUUUGAUUUGGUGAUAAAGGCAGCGACAGAAGUACCAAAACAGGCUGUUCGUAAGAAGGCUGUUGCAGCACUGUAUUUUCUGUACGAAGCAUAUGGCCUGUCAGAAGAGCAUGUCAUGUCUACUCUGCGUCAAGCAUUGAAUGACCCAGAUCAAAGUGUUGUAUUUGCUGCCUUGGCUGUCUGGAAGAACAUUCUUCAGACGCGUGCUAUAGACUUUAUUGAUCUUUUGCCUCAAUUCUAUACAAUUCAUCGGUAUAUCCUGGAUACAAAAGUGCACAAAUCAUUUGCCUAUCAUGGUGUUUUGGCGCCCUGGGCGCAGCUUGAUUGUUUAUCCAUCUACGAGUCGUAUGCGAGACAUGAGAUAGGGUAUGGAAGAUAUCUAAUAUAUCGCAUCCAUAUUUAUCAUUCUAGGAAACAGUUCAGAUAAGGACAUGUUUGAUAUUGUCAUGUCAUGUCUUAAGUCGGUCGAAAAAAAAGUGGACGCUGCAUUUGCUAUCGUGCUGGAAUGUACAAAAUUACUUGGCAUGAUAGAUCCUUUAUCAAUAACGGCGUUAUCAGAAGAAGAAGAAUGUAUUUUUGAUUACCUUGAUCCAUUUCUGCAGUCAAGGAAUCAUAAUCUC
This is a messenger RNA of Rhizopus microsporus ATCC 52813, 1217 nucleotides long. RefSeq names its product ARM repeat-containing protein. NCBI's taxonomy places the organism in Eukaryota, Fungi, Mucoromycota, Mucoromycetes, Mucorales, Rhizopodaceae. The coding region runs from base 140 to 1024 and encodes 294 amino acids. Gene Ontology annotation, cellular component: AP-4 adaptor complex; membrane coat. The record is from RefSeq and is a predicted model, not a curated record. Gene Ontology annotation, molecular function: cargo adaptor activity. Gene Ontology annotation, biological process: intracellular protein transport; receptor-mediated endocytosis. The transcript is spliced from 6 exons.